This is a messenger RNA of Rhinolophus ferrumequinum (greater horseshoe bat), 726 nucleotides long. RefSeq names its product serine protease 58-like. The record is from RefSeq and is a predicted model, not a curated record. Lineage: Eukaryota; Metazoa; Chordata; Mammalia; Chiroptera; Rhinolophidae. The coding region runs from base 1 to 726 and encodes 241 amino acids. The transcript has 5 exons. Gene Ontology annotation, molecular function: serine-type endopeptidase activity. Gene Ontology annotation, biological process: proteolysis.
AUGAAGUUUGUCCUCUUCUGGGUACUCUUGAACCUGCCUCUCGCUUUGGCCUUUGAUCCAGAUUACACAAAUGGCAUUACUCCCCCCUACUUGGCCUACCUGAAAUCUUAUUACUUGCCCUGCACUGGAGUCCUGGUCCACCCUCUUUGGGUGAUUACAGCUGCAAGCUGCAACUUACCGAGCCUUCACGUGAUAUUGGGGGUUACAAAUCCAUCAAACCUCACUGAACAAAAUGUACAAGUGGUUGGCUAUGAGAAGAAGAUUCAUCAUCCAUACUUCUCAAUUACUUCUAUUGAGAAUAACCUCAUGCUAAUCAAGCUGAACAAAUACGUGGAGCUCAAUGACUACGUGAGCCUGGCUGGCCUGCCCAACGGAUCGGCCCCUGAAGACACCGCGUGCACUGUCUCCACCUGGGCCUACAACCUAUGUGAUAUCUACAAGGACCCUGACUCCCUGCAAAAUGUAAACAUCUCCGUCAUCUCCGUGACGCGGUGCCGCGAUGGCUAUAAAACCCACGAUAUCAAAAAAAGUAUGCUGUGCUUGGGCAUCGUGCCAGGAAGAAGGCAGCCCUGCAAGGAAGUCGCAGCUGCCCCGGCAGUCUGCAAUGGGAUACUUCAAGGAAUCCUGACUUUUGCAGAUGGAUGUGUUUUGAGAGCUGAUGUUGGCAUCUAUACCAAAAUCUUCAGCUACAUGCCCUGGAUUGAAAACACAAUCCAAAACAACUGA